Molecule: messenger RNA, 4084 nt
Organism: Cuscuta epithymum
Lineage: Eukaryota; Viridiplantae; Streptophyta; Magnoliopsida; Solanales; Convolvulaceae
Source: the annotation of a GenBank genome assembly
GUACUAUAGAAAUUUUGGGGAUAUGCACACAGUCCAACCCCCCUCUUAGGCUUGAAGCGACCGAUUGACUCGGCGGUUGCGCCGCCAUACGCUUUCCCAGCUAAUUUACGCCACUCCCUUGAAAUUUUCAUAUUUACUUGCGCAUUCGCGCAAAGUUCGUUCCUAUGAAUGUUGGCGUGGCGUCCCAGAGGAUCAUCUUCGGGCUAACCGUCUCACUCUACUCCCGCUCUUCAUCUCCUGCGCCUGCUUCUCUCUAUUCCAGAACCUUCAUCUUCAUCCGCUCUCGCUCUCUCACGUUCUCCAGCUCACUCUUCUAUCCACCCAUGUCGUCUCACCGGCAGAAACGAGGUGGCUUUAGGGAACAGAGGUGGCAACCAAAGGUGACUUCCAGUGUGAUGCCUGGCCAGUCCUCAAAAAUGGAGCCUGUGUCUGCUGCUGCCCUUGAAGAUGUCACCACCGGGAUCAAGUCUCUGGAUAUCGCUGGGAAAAGUAAGCAACACGGUGUUCCACAGGUGCAUCUGCAGGCUGGAGGCAUUGGAGUGAUGAAUAAGACACCAGCUCAUAAUCAAAAGGCCGGGGUCUGGAAGCAGAAAUCUUAUGGGAAAGUAAGUGGAUCAGACGCGGUUGAAGUUGAAAAUGCUUCAACUAGUCAAGCAUCAGCUGAAGUCCGUGUUAAUGUGGCUAACAAACCAUCACAUGAGAAAAACAACGCUUCUCUCAGUAAUUUACUGGAGAAUUUUACGGUCGACAAGUCAACAUUUGCCCAAGCUCAAGUAAGAGCAACUUUCUAUCCAAAAUUUGAAAAUGAGAAGUCUGAUCAAGAGAUGAGAGCACGAAUGAUUGAGAUGGUAACUAAAGGCUUGGCGACAGUGGAGGUAUCUCUUAAACAUUCAGGAUCUCUUUUUAUGUAUGCUGGAAAUGAGGGUGGAGCAUAUGCGAAAAAUAGCUUCGGUAACAUUUAUACUGCUGUUGGCGUCUUUGUUUUAGGCAGGAUGCUUAAAGAAGCUUGGGGUCCUCUUGCAAGUAGUAAGCAACAAGAAUUCAAUAAAUAUCUUGAGCAACAGCGCAUGUGCAUAUCAAUGGAGCUAGUGACUGCUGUACUGGGCGACCAUGGGCAACGCCCACGAGAAGAUUAUGUGGUCGUUACUGCAGUAACAAAACUGGGGAAUGGAAAACCAAAGUUUUACUCAACUCCAGAUAUAAUUGCUUUUUGUCGAAAAUGGCGCCUACCAACAAAUCAUGUGUGGUUAUUCUCAACAAGGAAGUCAGUGACAUCCUUUUUUGCUGCCUAUGAUGCACUCUGUGAGGAGGGAACAGCAACCUCUGUCUGCAACGCCUUAGAUGAAGUUGCUGAUAUAUCUAUCCCGGGAUCAAAAGAUCAUAUGAAGGUGCAAGGAGAAAUCUUGGAGGGCCUUGUGGCUCGCGUUGUGAGUCGUGAGAGCUCAGAGCAUUUGGAGCAGGUGCUGAGGGACUUCCCUCUGCCACCAGUAGAGGGCGCUGUCCAGGAUUUAGGACCAACCCUUCGUGAAAUUUGUGCUGAAAAUAGAUCAGAUGAGAAGCAGCAAAUCAAAGCACUUCUUGAUGGCACUGGUGCCGCUUUUUGUCCAAACCAUUUAGAUUGGUUUGGGAAUGAAGCAUCAGAUUCGCAUUCAAGGACUGCUGACCGAUCUGUUGUUUCAAAGUUCUUGAAAGCCCACCCUGCUGAUUAUUCAACUACAAAAUUCCAGGAAGUGGUUCGUUUAAUUAGGGAAAGACACCAACGUGUAUCCUUUAAAUGCUUCCACAACUUUCACAAAACAAAUGAUGUAUCAAGUGACAACCUCCACUUCAAAAUGGUGAUCCAUGUGUUCAAUGAUUCAGUCUUCAGGCAGUAUCAGAAAGAAAUGAGGAAAAACCCGGGUUUGUGGCCACUAUAUCGAGGAUUUUUUGUCGAUCUAAACUUAUUCAAAGCUGAUGGGGAAACAGCGGCUGACAUUUUAAAAGGCAGCAGUCACAUCGUAAAAGGUGAUGAUGAAAAAAAUAGUUUAGCUGAUGAAGACGCCAAUCUAAUGGUCAAGUUGAAAUUUCUCACGUACAAGUUGAGAACUUUCCUGAUACGUAAUGGCCUGCAAACUCUCUUCAAGAAGGGUGCAAUGGCAUACAAGACGUAUUAUCUCAGGCAAAUGCAGAUAUGGAACACUUCAGCCGCCAAGCAACAAGCUCUCAGCAAGAUGCUAGAUGAAUGGGCUGUGUACAUACUCAGGAAGUAUGGGAAUAAGCAACUAUCCACAUCCAUAUACCUCAGUGAGGCUGAGCCUUUCCUAGAACAGUAUGCAAAGCGCAGUCCACAAAACCAGGCGUUGAUUGGAUCUGCUGGAAGCUUUGUGAGGUCUGAAGAUUUCUUGGCCAUUGUUGAUGGAGGAGAUGAAGAAGGUGAUCUUGAACAGGAGAAAUAUGUGCCACCAGUUGGCCAUAGUAUUUCUAGCGCAGAUACUGUAAUGAAGGAUGAAGGUCUCAUAGUUUUCUUUCCAGGAAUACCUGGUUGUGCUAAAUCCGCACUUUGUAAGGAAAUUUUGAGUGCCCCGGGAAGCCUAGGGGAUGAUCGACCAGUUCGAAGUUUAAUGGGUGAUCUUAUUAAAGGUAAAUACUGGCAGAAGGUUGCAGACGCACGAAGGGCAAAACCGUAUUCAAUAACGCUUGCUGACAAGAAUGCACCUAAUGAGGAAGUCUGGGCACAGAUUGAGGAUAUGUGUCGAAGCACUAAAGCAUCUGCAGUUCCAGUUGUGCCCGAUUCCGAAGGAACAGAGACAAACCCAUUUUCACUUGAUGCUCUUGCUGUAUUCAUAUUUCGAGUACUACACCGAGUUAACCAUCCGGGAAAUCUUGACAAAUCAUCUCCAGUUGUCGGCUAUGUGUUGUUAAUGUUCUAUAAUCUUUAUGAUGGAAAGAGCCGUGAGGAGUUCGAGACUGAUUUGAUAGGGCGAUUUGGCUCACUUGUUAAAAUACCUUUACUAAAACCCGAAAGGCCGCCUUUACCGCAUUCAGUGAAAUCUAUUCUGGAGGAGGGAAUGAAGUUGUACAAUCUCCAUACUAGCAGACAUCGGAGAUUGGAGCCAACCAAAGGGACAUAUGCAAAAGAGUGGGCCAAAUGGGAAAAGCAAUUACGAGAUGUGUUAUAUGCAAAUGCUGAUUAUCUUAAUUCAAUACAGGUUCCAUUUGAAUUAGCUGUAGAACAAGUAUUGGGUCAACUGAGAUCUAUUGUGAGGGGUGAGACACGACCAAUUGAAAAGAGGAAGCUUGGGAGUGUUGGGACCAUUGUGUUCGCUGCCAUUAGCUUGCCUGUUAAAGAAAUCAAAACUCUUUUAGAAAAUGUGGCUAAGAAGGAUUCAGAAGCUGAAGCUUUUCUGAAGGACAAAGACUUGGAAACUCGGCUUCAGAAAGCACAUGUGACGCUUGCUCAUAAAGGAAGCCACAGUGUGGCUGCUCUUGCAAGCUAUGCCCCCUUUCUCCAUCAACAAGUCCCUGUGGAAAUGACCGCUCUCUUAUAUUCAGAAAGGGUUGCUGCAAUUGAAGCCUCCAUUGGUUCUAUUGAUGGUGAAAAGAUAUGCUCGAAGAACAAAUGGGCCCACACCACAUUAUGGACUGCCAAGGGAGUGGCACCUGUGGAAGCCAAUUCACUACCACAAUUGCUUGAGGCGGGAAUGGCGAAGCGGGUUGAGAUCAAUCCGCCCGUCACGAUAAAUGGGGUUGUGCAGUUCUCUUAGGUGUUAUGCUCGAUGUCACAGCCCAAAAAUAUUUCAUCUUUCAUUGGACCCGGAUUUUGGAUGUCUGAAGGUAGUGUAGGGCGUUGAGCUGGGCAUAAACUCUAUUUGGAGGAUAUUGGAUUUUAUUAGAUGUCUGUGCGAUGAAGAAUUGCAUAGCAUUAAUCAGUCUUGUAUAAAAACGGUUGUACAGGACAUACUUUUGCCCUUAUAGAGAUAUUUUGAAAAUGAGGUUUACGUCCAAAUUCGAAGUAAAUAUGAGGUGUAAAUUUAGUUCUGUUUAUUUAUUUAAGCAGGCAUAAAUAGUAAAUACUGCAAUUAUUUCUUAAUGCAUAAUAUGUACU